Messenger RNA from Monoraphidium neglectum, 1086 nucleotides. RefSeq lists its product as hypothetical. The transcript is spliced from 5 exons. Bases 1 to 1086 code for a protein of 361 amino acids. The record is from RefSeq and is a predicted model, not a curated record. NCBI's taxonomy places the organism in Eukaryota, Viridiplantae, Chlorophyta, Chlorophyceae, Sphaeropleales, Selenastraceae.
AUGGGCACCCGCGCCCCUGCGGCGCCGCUGUCCAGCCUGGCAGCGGCCACGCGAGCCGCGCCCGCGGACAGCAGCGAGGAGUCCGCUGGGAUCAGCGGCGAAGGAGGCGAGGGCAGCAGCAGCGAGUCGGGUGACGACACUGCGUCUCAGGUUGACCUGCAGUUUUUGCAGAGUGUCAACUGCGCGUCCUGCAGCAAGCCUCUGCUCUCAAGAGCGCAAAGGCGCGGCGGCCGCAGCGGCGUCGAUCCUGGCGACUACCUCGUUUGCGACGGCUGCCGCCGCUGCUUCCACGAGCGCUGCUGCGAGCGCAGCGGCGUCGCCACCGGCGCAUCCCGCGACGGUAGCUGGUUCCAUGACGAGGGCUGCAAACGUGCAGCUGCGGCGCUGCAGCAGCAGGCCAGCAAGGGCGCGGCGGCGCUGCCGGGCGGGCGCGCUUGGCAGCUCGUGCCGCUGCGGCGCGGGCUUGGCGGGCGCGACGGCGUUGGUGCCAAAAAGCAGCAGCUUCACGCGCUUUUGGAGGUGCUGGCGCCUGAGUACGGCCCGGGCGUUGCGGACCAGCUGCUGGACGGCACGGGCUACGCCCUGCUGCUCACCAGCGGCACGCAGCCCAUCACGGCUGCGACGCUCGACGUGUAUGGCACGGAUCUUGCCGCAGUGGAUCUCUUCACAACCAAAUUCGAGCUGCGCGCCCAGGGCCACGGCACCGCGCUGCUCCACGCAGCCGAGCAGUUCCUGGGCUCCAAGGCGCGCGUGCGGCGGCUGCUGGCUGUCGCGGCAGCCGACGAGCCGGACGCGCUCGGGGUCAUGACCGACAAGUUUGGCUUCUCGCGGCUCAACGGGCGGCAGGCGCGGGCGCUGGCGAGCGAGUUCCCGGCGUUGCAGUUCUACGAGCGCUCAGUGCUGCUCAGCAAGGACCUCUCCAGUGCGGCGCGUGCAGCGCGGCUCAAGGCGGCGACAGCAAAGGCGGGGGCGGCGCAGCCAGCGGCGGGCGGCGGCACACUCGAGGGUGGUGAUCCUGCAGGGGAGGGCGAAGGCGGAGCGCUUGCGGCGGCCGGUAGCAAUGCGUCAGUGGAGAAGCGGCGGUGA